AUGAUAUCGGACCUUCUCGGGAGGUCACCUGACUUACUGGUUGACUUGCAGAGGAACUACGCUAACCGCAUUUGGGAAGGCGGUCUCGGAGCCAACUUCGACUCUGUCAAGCCUGAGGAUUCGAUUCCGCUACCACACCCGUAUACCCUCCAGCUUCUCUCCCCAGCACACUCCCCCAAGAUGGUUGUCUACUACCAGAUCGCCGGCAAGAAGGUCGGCUCCCACGUCCUCGCCAUGGCCACCCUCGGCGCCAUCUUCACUGGUACCUGGGCUGCCACCGGUAGCAGCAGCAAGCCCAAGACCGCUGCUGGUCCUCCCAUCAACGCUUCCUCCAAGGACGAGGGUGACUUCAUCCAGCAAUUCCUGGCUGAGGCAGACAGCGGCGACAAAAAGGCCGGGCAUUAA
Messenger RNA from Penicillium chermesinum, 405 nucleotides. Its product is annotated as ATP19 family protein. The coding region runs from base 1 to 405 and encodes 134 amino acids. Lineage: Eukaryota; Fungi; Ascomycota; Eurotiomycetes; Eurotiales; Aspergillaceae. The record is from RefSeq and is a predicted model, not a curated record. The transcript has 3 exons. Gene Ontology annotation, biological process: proton motive force-driven ATP synthesis.